Molecule: messenger RNA, 3068 nt
Organism: Oncorhynchus tshawytscha (Chinook salmon)
Lineage: Eukaryota; Metazoa; Chordata; Actinopteri; Salmoniformes; Salmonidae
Exons: 1
Coding region: 15-854 (279 amino acids)
Biological process (GO): DNA integration
Molecular function (GO): nucleic acid binding
Source: RefSeq, a predicted model, not a curated record
GAUAUUUGCUAGUAAUGGUAGAUAGAUUCUCUAGAUGGGUAGAAGCAAUUCCAACAGCUAAGGAGGAUGGGAAAACGGUCAUUAAGUGGCUACAGACAGAACUCAUACCUAGAUAUGGGGUCCCUAGACAUAUCCGAAGCGACAAUGGGUCCCACUUCGCAAACAAACACCUGAGACAGGUGGAGGAGAGGUUCGGCAUUAUACACAAGUUUGGUUCCGUGUAUAAGCCGCAGGCCCAAGGCCUUGUGGAGCGCUGCAACCAAUCUCUUAAGUGUAAGAUAGCCAAAGUGUGUGCUGGUACAAAACUGACAUGGGUGGAGGCCCUGCCACUGGCAUUGAUGGCCAUGAGGUCAUCACCUGGGGCAGGGACUCAUCUCUCACCCCACGAAAUAAUGACAGGAAGAGUAAUGCCAGGUCCACCAAGAGAGGGAGGUCAUAUGCCCCCUCUUGAUGUACACCAGAUAGGUAUGACUGACUAUGUAAGAAAAUUGACGGAACUGUCCGCAGCUCUUUCCAAACAGAUACACAAAGUCCAUGAGGGGGAGCUGACGGGAGAUCCGGAGCAACUGAGGGUAAAGGUCGGCGGUUGGGUAAGGAUCAAGGUCCACAAAAGAAAGUGGGCGGAUCCCAGGUGGACUGGACCGUACGAAGUGAAGGAGGUUACUUCACACUCAGUCCAGGUCAAAGGUAAAUCGGGCGCACCUUGGCACCACUUGACUCAUUGUACACCAGCACCGACUCCUUCUAGAACUCUGACUGAAGUCAGGGUCGAUUUGAGCGACCUAAAUUUGAUUACAACCACAGAACCCUUAGUUGGUGAGGAUGUGGGAGCAGCUCCCCAGCACACCAACUAACAGGUCGUCCAGAGAUAGGGGCUAUCCCUGGACGAGAUUGGGGAUAUCGGGCCCUGUGUUUGUUAUUUUUAUUGUAGUCACAGGAGUUUCCAUGGGGAUUCUCCUGUGGGUAUUAGAGCAUCAUACACCUACAUCACAAGCAGAUAUAGGACCCUCUAAUGGGUCAUCCAACCUGACCACAUCCAUGGCACAUAUAGAACUGACCAAUCAUUUGUGCAAGAGGCAUUCCACCACCCCUGACACUGAUUGUAAGGCCAACGACAUACGGAGCACGACCGUUUGCGUCCCCGCAAACGCAACUAAUAUCAUUAACAUCCCUUGGGGGACUUUAGGGUACUCUAGGCUAAAGGGGAGGGAACAGGCGGGGACCAGUGCACUCUGGUUUGCCGGACACGUCUGGUAUAUGACAUUAGGGAAGGUUGGCGAUUGGUCUUGGAGGAAUUUGGUGGGGGAGACAGGUAAUGGGUGGGAAGACUGGACAACAGACGAGGGGGCAGUGAAAUGGCGGAAGCGACUGACUUUAACUAAGACAAAUACGGGACUGAAACUUACUGUUAGGCCAGGGGCCAGCCCUUAGGGUGUUAUGAUUUCAUACUGGCCCCAGGGAAUUCCGGGGUCAGAUAUUGGUUGUGGCGAAUUUGCGUGACUAAUAAUCCUAAACCGACUUCGGUUACAGUAAGGAAUGACAUGACCACACCCGUAAAAGGGUCCCCGUCAUCCCCACUGUUUGGCCCGGUGGAGGCAAUAUCCAGGUUUAAAAGUCCGGAUGAUGUAAUUUUAACAGCCACAGGAGUCUCAGGUUUUUCCAAUAAUUGGCUAUUGUUGACCGAGGAAGCUGCAAAUACCACCAGGCAGAGUUGUGUGGUGUGCAUGGGAGCUCGUCCAUUGCUCCGCAUUGUCCCAGCAGUAGUGACUCUAGCAUGUCUAAUUCCUCUUAUGACUACAGAUAACCCCAGGGAUAAUUGUACUGCCUGGGAUGAGGUCUAUCCGGUUACUAAAUUCACCACUAGGAACCCAGUGUUUUCCAACCAGGUUGCAAGGGCAAAUUUUACUUGUGUCAAUAUGACGGGAGGAGGAACCGAGGUGGGAUGGAUCCCUGCGGAUUGGUGUCUGGAUACAGUUAAUAUUAAAGGGAGCCUCAGGCCAAUAUCCAGAGCAGAUGUGUGGUGGUGGUGUGGUAGCACGGUCCUGUUUGAUAAGUUACCCUCCAACAGUACUGGACGCUGUGCACUUGUUACUCUCUUGUUGCCUGUUUCUAUCUACCCUAUAGGAGCCGAGGACCUUGUUCUGCGGAUCCAGGGAGUGAAUCCCGGAUAUAGGGGACGUUCCAGGAGAGACACCACCCCAUCUAGUGGAGACCCCUCCUACAUAGACGCUAUCGGAGUCCCUAGGGGAGUGCCUGAUGAGUAUAAGUUAAUAGAUCAGGUAGCUGCAGGGUUUGAAUCAUCCAUCUGUUGGUGGUGCACAAUUAACAAGAAUGUUGAUCGUAUUAACUAUAUACAUUACAACGUCCAAAGACUAGGCAACUGGACUCAGCAGGGUUUUGAAGCAGUACAUGGUCAACUGGCUGCAACCAGCCUGAUGGCUUUCCAAAAUCGUAUUGCCAUUGAUAUGUUACUCUCUGAGAAGGGCGGAGUUUGCUCUAUGUUUGGUGACCAGUGUUGUACUUUCAUCCCUAAUAACACAGCCUCGGAUGGUAGUUUGACGGUCGCUCUGGAAGGUCUGCGGACGCUUAAUAGUAAAAUGAAAUCUCAUUCUGGGAUAGAUACCUCGAUGUGGGACUCCUGGAUGAGUGCGUUUGGUAAAUAUAAAACCCUGGUGUCCUCCAUUUUGGUAUCCAUUUCGGUGUUCGCUGCCAUUUUAGUUCUCUGUGGAUGCUGUUGCAUUCCAUGCAUCCGUUCCCUUACCACUAGGGUUAUCUCUAGAGCUAUUGACCCUUCCUCCCCUUCCCAGAUGUUUCCUCUGCUGGAUAAAGACCUACUUGAAUUCGAGGAUGAGGAGGAGAGUGCCUAUUAGGUUUACAUUAUAUCUGCUGUUGCCUUAUGGGGAUGUAUGUAUGUGUUAUGCAAGUGGAUCAUUCCGCCUGACUUGCCUAGUUUAAGUCACAUCUCUUUGGAGAUGUGAAGAGAGGGAAUCACAACUUUUUCCUGCGGGAAAAAGUUGGCUUAUGUAGACAAGCAUUUUACUUUUAUUUUGAGCUGUUGUUCUCCGCUC